Messenger RNA from Pundamilia nyererei, 4493 nucleotides. Its product is annotated as arf-GAP with GTPase, ANK repeat and PH domain-containing protein 1-like. Gene Ontology annotation, biological process: negative regulation of neuron apoptotic process; activation of GTPase activity. The coding region runs from base 421 to 4071 and encodes 1216 amino acids. Gene Ontology annotation, cellular component: nucleus. NCBI's taxonomy places the organism in Eukaryota, Metazoa, Chordata, Actinopteri, Cichliformes, Cichlidae. The record is from RefSeq and is a predicted model, not a curated record. Gene Ontology annotation, molecular function: protein binding; GTP binding; GTPase activity. The transcript is spliced from 20 exons.
UUUUUUUUUUUUUUUUUUAGCUUUUCUCGAGACAUAACAACAGAUGUUUUUUCAGCAUCUCUCAGUGACCCUCGCACUGUGCAUACAUAAUUUUAUGCAUGACAUUGUCGAUCGGAGGCUCCAGCUGCCAGACGCUUCGUGACAAGGGAAUGAUUUCCAUUUUGUUGUUCCCCUUUCACCUGUUUUCAUCUUCAGUUGGAGCUCUUUUCUGUCAGCCUUGUUUGAUGUGCCAUUUGAUAUGAAUGGUAAUCCGGCGGCAGGAUGAUUUCUUCGUCAGAUCAAAUGUGCACGAAGCCGUGAAUGGAUACUCUUCAGUGGGGAGAGAAAAAAAAGAAGUCUCAUCCUGGUUGCCAUGACCGAGGUGUGCAGGUCUUUUGAGGUCAGAGAGCAGGUGUCACUGCACUGAGGUCUGCUGUCCCAAUGAGCAAAGCGGCCAACCCACAGAGACGCACCACCUACCUCAUAUCCCUCACUCUGGUGAAGGUUGAGGCUUUGCCAGAGGAUGUAGCAGGAAGCCAGACGGAGGCUCUUCCAGAGGGGGAAGGGAGCCCUAAGAAGGAGGAAGAGGAGGAGAAGGAGGAGCUGAACAUUACUCCUGACAGGGAGGAAGAACCUGUGUGUUUGGAAGUGGCAGAAAAAGAAAACACAGAAGUAAAAGAGGAAGUGGAACAGGUGCGGGUCAAGUAUGGCAGCCCUAGUGAGAACAGAGGGAAGCCUGAGAGGAGGGAUGGACACCAAAAAGACACUGUAUCGGUUGGUAAGAGCAAAGACGCUUCUUUUGAACACCCACCUGUCAAGCAAAUGGUUAAAGUAUACGGAGGAACUACCACAGAGGGAACUGCGCGCAGAGAGGGACCUCGCUCAGAUGCCUUGCGCCCUAAGACUGAGCUCUACCGGGAGCCCCCCAUGCUCUUCUUAAAGGGCGAAAAUGGAGCGGACUUGAGCGGUCGUUCACGUUGCAGCCUCCCGUUUUCUGUCCCAUCACAGGUCAGCCCACGUCCUGAAGUCUUGAUGAGAUCCCACGCAGGAGGUAACUCUGCAUGGAGGGAGUUCAGAGAGACCAACACAACAACCUUGUAUCACUCUGCAAAGACUUUGGACAGAAGGGAUAACCGCUUUGGGGACCAGUCCCCCUUAACAGCAGCUACAACCAUGGGGCCUUAUAGGGCGUCCUGGGCCGACAGCGAUGGCAGGGGGGCGCUCAUCCGUCCCGGAGCUCCCGUCAGUGGAGGAUAUUCAGGCAUAAUGACCCGGGACAGCCCUCAGGGGGAGAGAUUUAAGACAGUUUCCGUUUCCUUAUCCGCUACCGACAUGUCCAGGGCUCAGAGAAAGCCCACAAGUCGUACCCUGGACAACAGCGACCUACAUUGCCUCUCCGAGGACCUGAAGAAGGGAAAGGAGGGACAGGGAGGAACAAUCCACCGUGCUCCUCCUCCUCCCCCUCGUGAUCGUAAGAUGCUCAAGUUCAUUAGUGGGAUUUUUACCAAAAGUGCAGGCGUGCCAGCCGGCGUCAACACUCCACCUCCGCUGUAUCCACCUGUGGAGAGAGGUUCGAGUGAGGAGGAAGUUGUAUGCACCAGCAGUCAAGAAUGGACGAUGAGCCAAACUGUGCAAGAGCUACAUCUGGGUGUUUUGGGUGGUCUGUGCAGUGGGAAGUCUGCUCUGGUCCACAGACAUUUAACUGGAAGUUACCUCUCACUGGAGAACUCAGAAGGACGCCAGUAUAUUAAGGAUGUGCUAGUUGAUGGUCAGAGCCAUCUGCUGAUAAUCAGAGAAGAGACAGAACUCCCGGAUCCUCAGUUUGCAAGUUGGGUGGACGCAGUAAUCUUGGUCUUCAGUUUGGAAAAUGAGGCCAGCUUCCAGGAAGUUUACAAAAUCUAUCACCAGCUUGCAAUCCAUCGGCCCGUAACUGAGAUCGCUUUCAUAGUCGUUGGCACUCAGGAUAAGAUCAGCAGCACCAACCCCAGAGUGAUAGAUGAUGCCAGGGCCAGACAGCUCUGUUCAGACGUGCGGCGCUGCACUUACUAUGAAACCUGUGCGACGUACGGCCUCAAUGUGAACAGAGUCUUCACGGAUGCUGCUCAGAAGAUCAUGGCAGCUAAGAAACAAGCUGCCCUACUGGCUUCUUGUAAAUCUCUUCCCAAUUCUCCCAGCCACUCUGGAGGCUCCACCCCAGUCUCCGGUGUCUUUCCAGGACAGGCGAGUAACGGUGGGCAGAGCAGCGACUACUCGUCCUCACUUCCCUCCACUCCUGUGAUCAGUCACAAAGAGAUUGGCAGAACACUGAGAGGGGAGAAGCAGGACGGUACUACACCUGUCUUGGUCCGUAGCGUCCGAAGACGCACCACGAGAUUUGCGGGCCGGAGAGGCAGCGACUCAAACAGAAGGAGCGCAGACUUUAAGGGCGAUCUGGGCAGCGGGCGCUCCAUUCCCAUCAAACAGGGCAUCUUGCUGAAGCGCAGUGGGAACUCGCUCAACAAAGAGUGGAAGAAGAAGUAUGUGACAUUGUCCAAUGAUGGCAUACUGUCCUAUCACUCCAGUGUCAAUGACUACAUGCUGAAUGCCCCCGGGAAAGAGAUGGACCUGCUGCGAGUGACAGUGAAGGUGCCGGGAAAGCGGCCGCCUCGCGCCAUCCCUGCCUGCGCCCCCCCAGCUGGGCUUAACGGACGGGUCAAAGACGUUCAAGGAACUGAGGUCCCAAUGAGUGCAAGCAGUCUCCUGCAAGUUGAGGAGAUGGAGGGGCUGGGUGGUGCCCUGUUCCUGAGGGGUAACAGAGGUGUGCAGCGAUGUCCUUCCACACUAUCUAACCACGCUCAAAGCAUUGACUCUGCAGUUGAGGGCGUCUCGAGCUCUUCCUCUACCAAAGACGUAGGUUCUGCCUCCCCUGUCACGGACAGAAAAAAGCAUCGCAGAAAGAAGAGCAUGAAUCAGAAAGGAGAUGCCACCGCCGGCCAAGCAGAUGCUAAGCGCAAAAUGUGGAAACUCAAAAGCUUUGGUAGCUUAAGAAACGUAAGCAAGACAGACGAGGAUAACUUUGACUUCCUCAUUGUGUCGAGCACUGGUCAGACGUGGCAUUUUGAAGCACAAAGUGUGGAAGAGAGGGACUCCUGGGUCCAAGCCAUCGAGAACCAGAUCCUGGCCAGCCUGCAGCUGUGUGAAAGCAGCAAAAACAAGGCUCGAAGGAACAGCCAGAGUGAUGCAGUGGCUCUGCAGGCGAUACGCAAUGCAAAGGGCAACAACUUCUGUGUGGACUGUGACGCUCCCAAUCCGACCUGGGCCAGUCUGAAUCUGGGCGCUCUCAUAUGCAUCGAGUGUUCCGGCAUCCACAGAAACCUGGGGACUCACCUGUCACGGGUUCGCUCUCUGGCGCUGGAUGAUUUGCCACGAGAGCUGACGCUGGUUCUCAGUGCUAUCGGCAACCACAUGGUCAACAGUAUAUGGGAGGCACGCACAAUGGGCCACCGUAAACCAGCACCCGAUGCUACACGAGAGGAGCGGGAAUCGUGGAUAAGAGCCAAAUACGAGCAGAAACUGUUUGUGGCGCCGUUGCCUCCUCCUACGAGCGAGGGCCCAGACAUCACUCUAUCUGGCCGUCUUCUGUUGGCAGUGAUGGAGCACAAUCUCCCCAAGCUGCUGCUACUUUUGGCCCACUGCACUAAGGAGGACAUUAAUGCCCCUCUCAGCCUGGCACGCUCCUCCCGGUCGCUCUUAGCUCUGCGGCUGCCCGCUUCCCCCCUGCACGCUGCCUGUCAGCAGGCUGAUGUGGUGAUGACGCAGCUUCUAAUUUGGUAUGGCUGCGAUGUUCGGUAUCGGGAUGCUCAAGGCCAGACAGCGUUGGCUCUGGCUCACAGCGCUGGCAGCCAAGAGUGUGUCGACAUCUUGCUCCAGCACGGAUGCCCGAACGAGCCGCCCCCAUCCGUCGCCGCGACAGUCGGUUUCGCAGCGGCAGCCACAUCCAGCUUCCCUGUUGCCAUGACACCAAGCCUGACGGUUGCCACGACACUCAAGAUCUCGCACAAGAGCGGCGGCACAAGCUUGAGUUACAGCACCUCCAGAAGAGCAGUGUCAUAACCGAAAUGUGGUGUGGCAUAAAGCCUGUGCGUCAGAGUGUGUUAGAGUAUAUGUUUGUGUGUGUGAGUUUGUCACUUUACCCUCAUAGUGUCAUUGCGCGUCCACACAGGCCAGCGGGACUGAUGGACAUGUUGCCAGAUGUUGCACUCGUAGAGCCAGAUGAGGUUCUAAAAGGUGUCUGUGUGUGUAUCAGGAGUGUAAACUGUGAAUCACACAGCCACAUGCAAUCUGCUUGAACGAUUUAACCAAAAAAAAAAAGGCAAAGUCUUCUCAUUACGCUUUACAAGUGACGGUAAGGUAAAAGGAAUACGACAUCCUCUGCCUCUGCAUUCAGGUUUAAAGGAAUGUAUUUAUCCUGUAUGGAGGACUGAAAGUGCCAAAAUAAAAAUAAGCGCAUAAAUGACAAAAUGUAUAUAGAUGAA